UCACCACCAAAAGCAUUCACUCAUUAAUAUUCAUUUCCAUAAUAUCAAAAACCAAGUUAACAUCAUAUCACCCUCAUUAUAUACAUAUCUUUCUUCAUGACUCACAAGAGUUUGGUCCAACUUCAAGUUCAACCCUAAACAAGAAAGAGAGAGAAACCAAGAUGGAUUAUUAUGGAGGAAAGAUUGGUGGAAGUGAUCAAAGAGGUAAUGGUGGUGGUGGUGGGCCAUGUGGUGCUUGCAAGUUUUUGAGAAGAAAGUGUGUAAAAGGUUGCAUAUUUGCACCCUAUUUUGAUUCGGACCAAGGAACGGUUCAUUUUGCGGCGGUUCAUAAGGUGUUUGGUGCUAGUAAUGCCUCUAAGUUACUCAUGCGUAUUCCGGUUCAUAAACGUCUUGAUGCUGUUGUUACUCUUUGUUAUGAGGCUCUUGCUAGGGCUAGAGACCCUGUUUAUGGUUGUGUUGCUCAUAUCUUUGCACUUCAACAACAGGUCAUGAGCUUGCAGGCGGAGUUAACAUAUGUUCAGGCGACUCUUGCGACAAUGCAGCACCUCCCGAUCAACCCUCAAAACUCUUCUCCGACUCUACAAUCUUCCGCGAAUCACUUAGGAACAAAUGCAGACAUGUUAAGUGCCUCGAAUUACAUGUCCAUGCACAUUGAUCCUCAUCAACAACUUUCAGCAUCAUUGGACUUGAGUAGCUUCUUCAAUCAAUCAGAUCAACAACAACUUGAGGAUGAUGAACUCCAAGCUUUGGCUAGAGAAUUUGUCUCUAGGUACUUGCCUGGAGUGAGAUUUCAGCCUUCUAAUUCUAACUAGGAUUUUUUUUCUGUGUUGUCAUUUUUGUUGCAUUUUGACGCUAAUGUUUUUAUUUUUUCGGAAUUAUUUCUAAUGAGUCUGUUACUAAUUGUACCUGAUCGAUAUGUGCUAGUUUCAAAAUGAAGAAUUAUGUAACCAAACUAGGGACUUUUCGUAUUUUUUUGGCAAUUCAUUUUUUUGCAUGUUGAGAGAAUAUAAAAAUUCAGAUAAACUUAUGGAACA
Molecule: messenger RNA, 1034 nt
Organism: Vicia villosa (hairy vetch)
Lineage: Eukaryota; Viridiplantae; Streptophyta; Magnoliopsida; Fabales; Fabaceae
Product: LOB domain-containing protein 19-like
Exons: 2
Coding region: 162-812 (216 amino acids)
Biological process (GO): positive regulation of DNA-templated transcription; hormone-mediated signaling pathway
Cellular component (GO): nucleus
Source: RefSeq, a predicted model, not a curated record